Ornithodoros turicata is the source of this 2464-nucleotide messenger RNA. RefSeq lists its product as uncharacterized. The record is from RefSeq and is a predicted model, not a curated record. Gene Ontology annotation, molecular function: protein binding. The transcript is spliced from 13 exons. The coding region runs from base 77 to 2416 and encodes 779 amino acids. Lineage: Eukaryota; Metazoa; Arthropoda; Arachnida; Ixodida; Argasidae.
AAUCCCCAGAAAACCGCUUCCACUCACCCUCUCGAAAAACAUGCGCAGGCUGUGAAGGGCCACACAAGUUUCCGACAUGAAGUAUACGGUGUGUCUACCAAUUCUCGUCGUCUUCUUCGCAACCUGCGAAUUGCAAGCGGUGAAAGUGUUCGAAGAGCAAAGCAUCGUGUGUUUGGACCAACGUACUUGGUAUGAAGAGACCCGGUUAGUUGAUAGCUUAUCACUGUGCGAUGGUGAGAGGGACUGCAGGAACAACGAGGACGAAAAGGAAGAAAUGUGCGAACAAAGCAUGGACCGAAUUGACGAAGUUUAUGUGCGGGAUGUUCAGGACACAUGGGCUCGUGUAGUGUGGAACACUGAGCAAUAUGGACUAUACACACCGGAUGGCUUUCUUCUGACUCUAAGACCUGAUUCUGAGACUCUGAUUCUAAGACCAGGCGGUGAUUUUCUGACCGAGAAGCUGGAAGGUCCACUACUGCAAGAUUACAUCGUCAAGGACUUACUGUCAUCGACAAACUACACUAUCAUUUUGAGACCUUACAAAAAUAUAUACACCGGGCAUUACAAGGUUGGAAAGGCGAAAGCCGUCAGUCUGCACACUGCCUACAAACUUCUGCCCGUCAGCACUGCGCCUCCUGGACUGGAGGAGGUCAGCAUCCAUUGCCAGGAUCCCAUUGUUCCCGUCACGAACAUAACUCUGACCAGUCUGUCUUUAUGUGACGAAGUACAGGACUGUUUUCAGGGCGUCGAUGAAGUGAAAGAGCAUUGCGGUAAUAUAGUACAUCAGAAGUUGUCGGCGGAAGAGAGCGCAGUCAAAUCCGUCACUCUAACGUGGAGUGAGGUGCACCCGAAUAGUCCAUGGCCAGCACAUGUUGAAGAGCACAGAACGACGCUUUACGGAAGGAGAACAGAGCCCGACGGGUUCUUUGUGACAACGAUAUCGAUGGGUGAAGUUGUUACUCCAGAUAUCAAGAGCCUUGCAGGUAGACGGUUCGUGAUAGAUAACUUGAAUUCGUCGACGAUAUACACGUUCCUGGUGAGACCCUACGUCAAUUCAACUGGAAGCAGGCGUGGCUACAAGGUCGGCAAGCUUCUCUCUCUGUCUCUGCCUACGAAGACUGCUGGGUUACAGAACCUAACGAGUUUUCAUGUGGAUAACGACACAGCGCUCGUGAUCUGGAAUGCUGAAGUGGACGCCGAUUAUUUUCAGGUUACCUAUCAAAACGGACACUCCAGGAAACAGUCAAGAAUGCUACACGUACGAAGCUUCCCAAGCUCUGCAACUGCUGGCAUGAAAAACAAACUGUUCGGCAUUCUUGUUCCAACCGGCAUUCCACUGUUACGCUUCAAUGGUGUCGCCUGUGGUGUCCAAGGGUGCAGCUAUACGACUACGAUGCUGAUUGAAGAUGCCGACGAAGGAAGGGUUUUCUUCUGGGCAUCGUCCUCAUUAUUGACCCUCAUCGAUUCGCUGGAUUUCUACCCACCUACUUGGGUACCUGGUACUUCAGGAGAUCCAGUCGCCACAAUAACGUAUAUAGCAGCGACAAGUCCCACAUCACUGUACGUCAACUGGACUACGGUAAAGUACACGGAUGAAUUUUGGGUCAGCUACUGCGAGGAACCUCCUACUUCAUGUCGCGUGUUGCGGGUGCCCUACAAAUCACUAACAGUCAUGGGCCUUGCUCCAGCCACAACGUAUAAUAUUAAAGUGCAACCAAGAAUAAGAACACGUUCUGGAAGUGUUGAACUUGGUUUAACGAGCGAAGCGCAGGUGUCCACCUGGACUGAGGUUCCCGCGCAGCUCACGUUGGAAAGCUAUCACGUAGUCACGCCUCCUUGUCUACUCCAUGUCGCCUGGACGUUAUACAAUAGCACGGUGUCUUAUAUUCAGGUCUCACUGGAAGACGACGCCUGGAUGAACUGUACAACAGCAGCACAUUGCAACGCCCACGUGUUAGAAAACGAAAUGGAGUCAAGCACAACAACGGGUUCGCUCAUACUUUGGAACUUCGAGCACUACGCGACUUACAAGGUACUGCUAAGAGGCUGCAACGAGAAUGGGUGCGGUUCCAACACCAGUAUUGAUGUGUCAACGCCGAUGGAAGCAUCCAGUGCUCCAGUGAAUCUGAGUGUGGAACAGCUCACACACGGGACAGCGCUGGUGAGAUGGGAGAGGCCAUUGCAGCCCCGUGGCCCUCUUGACGGUUACGUUGUCUCCUGGAUAUGUGACGAGGAAACGACUAGAGAGGCCAUUGUAACAGAUGUACAGUUUCUCAUCCCCGAGUCGUUGAUUGGCCAGAACUGCUCAGCAUCUGUUGUGGCCUACCAUAUCACUAAGAGAGGCCAUCAGCUGCGCGGAACUGAGGCGAACAUAGACUUCGAAACGAACAACACCACUGAAAAUCCCGGUCUGUAGUCCAGUUGGGAGAACACACAGUGCCCGAAUAAAGGAAUAUAUUGUCCA